This is a messenger RNA of Arabidopsis arenosa, 5400 nucleotides long. Lineage: Eukaryota; Viridiplantae; Streptophyta; Magnoliopsida; Brassicales; Brassicaceae. The record is from the annotation of a GenBank genome assembly.
AUUUCAGAGGGUUGCCUUACUGGCUACGUGAGGUCCCAGAGGUUUAUUUCCGUACAAAUAAUGAACCUUUCAAGGAACACAGAGAGAUAUGUGAGGAAAAUACUUGGAAUGAUGAAAGAAGAGAAGCUUCUAGCUUCACAAGGAGGUCCCAUCAUCUUGGGACAGCUAGCCUACAAGGAGAAUGGUGAGAGAUAUAUAAAAUGGGCAGCGAAUUUGGUGGAGUCAAUGAAACUGGGAAUCCCCUGGGUUAUGUUCAAACAAAACAAUGCUCCUGGCAAUCUUAUUAAUGCUUGUAAUGGAAGGCAUUGCAGAGAUACUUUCCCGGGACCAAACAGACACGAUAAGCCAUCCUUAUGGACCGAGAACUGGACUACUCAGUUUCGAGUUUUUGGGGAUCCUCCAACUCAUAGAACAGUCGAAGAUAUUGCAUUCUCAGUCGCUAGAUACUUCUCUAAGAACGGAUCUCAUGUCAACUACUACAUGUACCAUGGUGGAACUGACUUCGGACGCACGUCUGCUCAUUUCGUUACCACUCGUUACUAUGACGAUGCGCCACUUGACGAAUACGGUAUGGAGAAAGCACCAAAAUACGGUCACCUGAAACAUGUGCACAGAGCACUUAGAUUGUGCAAGAAGGCACUUUUUUGGGGUCACCUUCGCGCCCAGAAACUUGGUCCCGACACCGAGGUUAGGUACUACGAGCAGCCAGGGACAAAAGUAUGUGCGGCUUUCUUAUCGAACAAUAACACAAGAGAAUCUAAUACGAUCAAAUUCAAAGGUCAAGAUUACGUUUUACCGUCUCGUUCUAUCAGCAUCUUACCUGAUUGUAAAACAGUCGUCUACAAUACUGCACAGAUUGUGGCCCAACACAGUUGGAGAAAUUUUGUCAAGUCAGAGAAGACAAGCAAAGGUCUCAAAUUUGAGAUGUUUAGUGAAGAUAUUCCUUCCAUACUCUGUGAUUCCUUGAUUCCGGGGGAGCUUUAUUACUUAACUAAGGACAAAACAGAUUAUGCUUGGUAUACCACAAGCAUAAAGAUUGAAGAUGAUGACUUACCAGACCAAAAAGGUCAGAAGAAGAUACUGAGAGUAGCGAGUCUUGGUCACGCAUUGAUCGUUUACGUUAAUGGAGAAUACGCAGGUAAUGCGCAUGGAAGCCAUGAAAUGAAGAGUUUCGUGUUUGCAAAACCAGUUAACUUAAAAACCGGAGAUAAUCGCAUUUCAAUUUUGGGUGUACUAACCGGAUUACCAGACAGUGGAUCAUACAUGGAACACAGGUAUGCCGGUCCACGUGGUGUUUCAAUCAUCGGUUUAAAGUCAGGAACACGAGAUUUGACCGAGAACAAUGAAUGGGGACAUUUGGCCGGUUUGGAAGGUGAAAAGAAAGAGGUGUACACAGAGGAAGGAUCUAAGAAGGUGAAAUGGGAGAAAGAUGGUGAACGUAAGCCUCUUACGUGGUAUAAGACCUACUUUGAGACACCAGAGGGAGAGAACGCGGCCGCCAUUAGGAUGAAAGGAAUGGGAAAGGGAUUGAUUUGGGUUAAUGGAAUUGGCGUAGGGAGAUACUGGAUGUCUUUCCUUUCUCCACUCGGAGAGCCAACUCAAACGGAGUACCAUAUACCAAGAUCUUUCAUGAAGGAGGAGAAGAAGAAGAACAUGUUGGUGAUUCUAGAGGAAGAACCAGGGGUGAAGUUAGAGGCCAUUGACUUCGUGUUGGUGAAUAGAGACACAAUCUGUAGUUAUGCCGGGGAGGAUUACCCAGUAUCGGUGAAAUCGUGGAAGAGAGAAGGGCCAAAGAUAGCUUCGAGAAGCAAAGAUAUGAGGCUAAAGGCAGUGAUGAAGUCUCCACCGGAGAAACAAAUGGUGGCGGUAGAAUUUGCAAGCUUCGGAGAUCCGACAGGAACUUGUGGGAACUUCACAAUAGGGAAGUGCUCUGCAUCUAAGUCAAAGGAGGUUGUGGAGAAGGAGUGUUUGGGGAAGAAUCAUUGUUCGAUAGUAGUAGCGAGAGAGACUUUUGGGGACAAAGGGUGUCCGGAGAUUGUGAAGACAUUGGCAGUGCAGGUCAAGUGUGAGAAGAAAGAAGGAAAUCAAGAUGAUGAGAAGAAGAAGAAAGAAGAUAAUGACGAAGAGGAAGAGGAAGAUUACGAAGACGACGAAGAGGAAGAGAACAAAGAUCAAAUCAACGAAUCGAAGAUGGUGUUCCUCUCGAUUCCAAACGUGAAGACCAUGUCGAUUAAUGUGAACCCUAGUGCAACCACCAUCUCCGCCUUCGAACAAUUGGUCCAUCAACGCACUCAUCUUCCUCAACCUCUCCUUCGUUACUCGCUCUGUCUCCGAAGCCCUAGUCUUGAUCCCGAUUCUGCCCUGUUAUCGGAUCUAGGUUUUGGCCCUUUGUCUACGGUACUUGUUCAUGUCCCUCUAAUCGGUGGAGCGGCUCCGCCUCACUAUGUCGCUGGUUUGGGUCGUGGGGCUACAGGGUUUACUACCCGCUCCGAUAUUGGUCCUGCUCGUGCUGAUGGCGAUGUAGAAGCUGACGUGAAUCACAAGUUUGAUGACUUUGAAGGGAAUGAUGCGGGAUUGUUCGCUAAUGCCGAGUGUGAUAACGGAGACAAAGAGGCUGAUGCCUUUUGGGACGCCAUUGAUAGGAAGAUGGAUUCGGGGAGGAAAGACAGAAUUGAAGCGAAGCUCAAGCAAGAAAUAGAGAAUUACAGAGCCUCCAACCCUAAAGUUUCUGAGCAGUUUGUGGAUUUGAAGAGAAAGUUGCAUACUUUGUCUGAGGAGGAAUGGGAUAGUAUUCCAGAGAUUGGGAAUUACUCGCAUCGGAGCAAGAAGAAGAGGUUUGAGAGCUUUGUGCCUGUUCCUGACACGCUUUUGCAGGAAAAAGGGAUCGUCACGGCCUUAGACCCAAAUAGCAGAGCCGCUGGUGGAUCGGAGACUCCAUGGACAGACUUGACUUCAGUCGGUGAGGGAAGAGGUUUGAUGUUGUCUCUGAAGCUUGAUAGGUUAUCAGAUUCUCUUUCAGGGCAAACUGUUGUGGAUCCUAAAGGCUACUUAACUGACCUGAAGAAUAUGGAACUCACCAAUGAUGCAGACAUUUUUCAUAUUAAUAGAGCUAGACCCUUAUUAAAGAGUAUUACACAGUCAAAUCCCAAGAAUCCCAAUGGCUGGAUUGCUGCUGCGAGACUCGAGGAGAGGGCUGGUAAGAUAAAAGCCGCUAGAACUCAGAUUCAGAAGGGAUGCAAUGAGUGCCCAAAACAUGAGGAUGUUUGGGUUGAGGCUUGUAGGCUGGCCACACCAGAGGAUGCCAAGGCGGUGAUUGCAAUGGGAGUUAAGCAAAUACCCAACUCGGUGAAGCUAUGGUUGGAGGCUGCAAAGUUGGAAAAUAAUGAGGAUAACAAGAGUAGGGUGUUGAGAAAAGGACUAGAGCAUAUUCCAGACUCGGUCAGGCUAUGGAAGACUGUUGUGGACAUGGCUACUAAGGAAGAUGCAUUGGUUCUGCUUCACAGAGCUGUGGAAUGCUGCCCUUUGCAUCCAGAGCUAUGGAUGGCGCUUGCGAGGCUUGAAACAUACGAAAACACAAAGAAAGUGUUGAACAGAGCGAGAGAGAAGCUCCCCAAGGAACGGGGGAUUUGGAUCACCGCUGCUAAGCUAGAGGAAGAUAAUGGGAACACUGCUAAGGUUGGAAAGAUCAUUGAGAAGGGUAUAAAUGCUCUGCAGAGAGAAGGGGUUGUCAUUGACCGGGAAAAGUGGAUGGAGGAGGCUGAGGUCUCUGAGAGAGCCGGGUAUGUAACAACCUGCCAAGCAAUUAUUAAGAUCAUUAUUGGUUUUGAAGUCGAUGAAGAGGAUAGAAAGAGAGCAUGGGUUGCUGAUGCAGAGGAGUGCAAGAAGAGGGGUUCCAUCGAGACUGCAAGAGCAAUAUACGCACAUGCUCUUACCGUGUUCUUUACUAAGAAAAGUAUCUGGCUUAAAGCGGUGCAGUUAGAGAAGAGUCAUGGUAGUAUGGAGUCCCUUGAUGCCGUGUUGCGUAAGGCUGUGACAUACCUCCCUCAGGCUGAGGUUCUCUGGCUCAUGUGUGCCAAGGAGAAGUGGCUUGCUGGAGAUGUUCCAGCUGCCCGUGGCAUUCUACAAGAGGCUCAUGCCGCAAUUCCAAACUCCGAGGAAAUCUGGCUUGCUGCUUUUAAGCUAGAGUUUGAGAGCAGGGAGGUGGAGAGGGCGAGGAUGACUCUCGCAAAAGCAAGGGAAAGAGGAACUACUGGGAGGGUGUGGAUGAAAUCAGCCAUUGUUGAGAGGGAACUAGGCAACGUAGAUGAGGAGAGGAGAUUGCUUGAAGAAGGCGUGAAGAAAUUCCCAGCAUUCUUCAAGCUUUGGUUGAUGCUUGGGCAGCUUGGGGAAAGGUUUAGGCAUCUGGACCAGGCCAAGAACGCUUACACAUCUGGUUUGAAGCACUGUCCCGAGUGCACACCAAUGUGGGUCUCGCUCGCUGAUCUUGAAGAGAAAGUGAAUGGGCUCAACAAAGCUCGUGCGGUUCUCACUCUGGCCAGGAAGAAAAACCCUAAGGCGGAUAAGCUAUGGCUAGCUGCUGUUCGUGCUGAAAUUAGACAUGGCAACAAUAUAGAAGCAGAGCGCUUGAUGUCAAAGGCCCUGCAAGAGUCUCCCAAAAGUGGUAUUCUCUUGGCUGCUGACAUCGAGAUGGCAGGGCCAUGUCCGCUCCCGCAAACGAAGAUUGAUGAUGCUCUAAAGAAGUGCGUGAAGAAGGAGGAGGCGCAUGUCACAGCAACUGUCGCCAAGAUCUUCUGGAAAGAUAGGAAGGUGAAUAAAGCCAGAUUGUUGUUUGAACAGACUGUGACCCUCGACCCAGAUAAUGGAGAUUUCUGGGCCUUGUACUACAAAUUUGAACUUGAACAUGGCUCUGAAGAGAAGCAGAAGGAGGUGCUGACCAAAUGUGUGGCGUCUGAGCCAAAGCACGGUGAGAAGUGGCAAGCCAUAUCCAAAGCGUUGGAGAAUGCCCACCAGCCUGUUGAAGUCAUCUUGAAGAGAGUGGUGAUUGCAUUGAGAAGGGAAGAGCGUAACAAACUCUAAGCUUUUGUCCAUUUUGUUUUGGCAUGAUCACAGGCACAUUUUGCAACCUUACCUGUUGUUUUAUCUUUUUCAGGCUCAGAUUUUUAAACCUUGAUGAUGUUUUCUUGAGAAAUUGAUUUGGUAGAUAGAGUCUUUUUCGCCAGAUGGAAACUUGUAGAAUUCUCAGUCACUUUUAAUCGUGAGUUUCUGCAGUGUUGUGGUUAGCUAUUACAUAACUUUUGUGUUUUUUGCUGAUCAUUUGUUGUCGCUUCCAAGCAUUAGCCUUUCUGUUGGUGCGUGGAAGAAGUCAAAGCUUCUUCAGGAGAAGAAAGAUUGGUGAACUUA